AGGACGCCGGUUAGCAUGUCUGCAAAGCUCACAAACGACGAAAUAGCGCUCUAUGACCGCCAGAUUCGCCUCUGGGGCAUGGAGGCGCAGCAGCGUUUGCGCUCCGCCAACAUCCUCCUCAUUAACCUCAGCGGGGUCGGGACGGAGGUGGCCAAAAACCUCGUACUCGGGGGUAUCGGGGCACUCACGGUCUUGGAUUCACACACAGUCAUUGCUGAGGACUUGUCAUGCCAGUUUUUCCAGACAGAAGCGGAUAUCGGAACGUCCCGUGUGGGGGCUGCGCUUGCAAGAAUCCAGGAGUUGAAUAACCGUGUAGUAUUAACGAGCGAAACCAGAUCCUUAUCGGAUGUUGAUGAAGUCUGGUUUGGCCAGUUUGAUAUAGUGAUAGCCACAGAAUUGGGACGGAAUGAGAUUGUGGCAGUGAAUGACGCGUGUCGUCGGCACAGAGUUCCGUUCUACGCCGCCGGCUUACACGGGCUUUUUGGAUACGUCUUUGUGGACUUAAUCGAGCACCGAUCAACCAAGGUGAAACCUGUGAAUAACAAGAAGCUCACCCCUGUGGGAACUGUGGUCAACGGCGUAAAAACAGUGGUGGCAGUGGAGGCAGUGGAAGAUAAAAAGGUGAAACCGACUGAGGAAAGAGUCACGGUGUUGGAUACUUACAGACCGUUCAGGGAUACUUUUUUGUCGACCCAGUUACCCCAGCAGCUAAACCGACGCCAGUUAAAGCAGCUUACCCCGGCGUUGCCUAUCAUUCUUGCGCUCUUUUCGCAGCCCAGACCGGCCCACGUCUCGCAAACCAUCGAGACAUUUGCUCUUUCAAAAGAGGAGGUUUUCCGUGCCACAGAGAAUGAGAGGCAGAAUUUAAAGAUCCCAACGGAAAAUACGGAAAAGGAGAGCAGGUACGUGGAGAUGCUCUCUACGCAGGCGUUUUGCGAGUUCAGUCCCGUGGCGGCCAUCUUGGGAGGUAGUUUGGCUCAGGAUGUGAUCAAUAUGUUGGCCGGAAAGGAGAGUCCAAUAAAUAAUUUCAUGGUAUUGGACGGGACGACGAGUGAGAUGCCAAUCUUUCACUUGUAGAGUGGAGAUGCGAUGGGACGGUUGCUAAUCCGAAAAGACGGGCAAGAUGUAAUAUAGUCGGGGUUGAAUGUAACUGACAGAUCUGUAGUAUAUUUGCGAUUGUAAUUUACAAUUUUCC
Messenger RNA from Babjeviella inositovora NRRL Y-12698, 1195 nucleotides. Its product is annotated as E1 ubiquitin-activating protein. Lineage: Eukaryota; Fungi; Ascomycota; Pichiomycetes; Serinales. Gene Ontology annotation, cellular component: cytoplasm; SUMO activating enzyme complex. Gene Ontology annotation, molecular function: SUMO activating enzyme activity. Gene Ontology annotation, biological process: protein sumoylation. The record is from RefSeq and is a predicted model, not a curated record. The transcript has a single exon. The annotation marks the transcript as partial.